AUGAUUGGUUUUACUGAUUUUAAAAUUUUGUCUUGGAAUAUUAGAGGUGCUCUCCAUGAGCAUGGGAAACUUGCUAUUAAAGAUUUUAUCCGUGGCAAGAGGCCUGAUGUGGUGAUCCUGUUGGAAACUAAAUGCUUGUUUUCCAGAGCUAAAAGGUUUUGGGAUUCUCUUGACUUUUCUCCUAUUGUCAUUGAGGAAGCCAAAGGCUUUAGUGGGGGAAUUUGGGUGCUAGCUCACAAAGGCACCAGUGUCAAUUUCAGAGUUGUGGACUCCCAACAACAAGUGGUGACCUUUGAGGUUUGGAAAGCAAACUUCUCUUGGUUAUGCAGUGCAGUGUAUGCUUCUCCAAUCCCUGUCCAAAGAGAAGUGUUGUGGGAGCAUAUGGUCCAGCUUCGGGGUACUACUCGUCUUCCUUGGCUUCUCCUGUGGGACUUCAAUGAAAUUCUUUUGCCAUCGGAGGUUCGGGGAGGGGAUUUUCUCCCAAACCGGGCUGAUACCUUUUCUGCUGUGCUGGACAACUGCAACCUGGUGGAUUUGGGUUCGGUGGCGCGUAAAUUCACUUGGUUCAGAAAAGUGAACAAUAGACUUAUCCUGUCCAAAAGAUUGGAUAGAGCAAUGGGUGAUGUGGAGUGGCGAUUGGCUUUCCCAGAUGCAUUUGUGGAGGUCCUUAACAGGGUUCAUUCGGAUCAUUGUCCUCUCCUUCUCCAUUGUGGUGUUUCCAAUUUGAACUUGCAAGACCGCCCCUUCCGCUUUCUUGCGGCCUGGGUCGAGCAUGAGCAAUUUGAAGCUGUGGUGGAAAACUCUUGGAGGCAAGGCGAGGAGAAUAUCCAAACCAAGCUUGGAAGAGUGAGGGACGCAUCCUUAGCUUUCAACAAGGAGGUCUUUGGAGACAUCUUCAGGAGGAAAAGGCACUUAGAGGGUCGUCUCAGAGGAGUUCAGAGGGAACUCGACUGGAGGGUCACUUAUGAUAUGGUGUUGUUUGAAGCUGAAUUGCAGCGUGACUACAGGAAUAUUCUCAAACAAGAAGAACUGUUGUGGUAUCAGAAGUCUAGAGAAAAUAGAGUAAGGUUGGGAGAUAGAAAUACUGCCUACUUUCACACUCAAACAAUCAUUCGGAGGAAGCGCAACUAUAUCCAUCAGUUGAAGCUGGAGGAUGGAGAAUGGUGCUCGGAUGUUGAUAUUCUAAAACAGGAGGUUCAAGGGUUCUUCACCACCUUGUUUGCCGCGACCUUGCCCCCUUUUACUCCGACGUUCUCUCAUAGUCAUUUCCCGGGCUUAUCGGUUGGAGCUAGAGCUUCUCUAGUUUCACCUGUCUCGAAGGCAGAAGUGAAGGAGGCGCUCAUGGCCAUGAAAUCUUACUCUGCUCCAGGUCCAGAUGGUUUCCAACCUCUCUUUUAUAAGAAGUAUUGGAGCCAUGUGGGUGAUGCCCUGUGGAAGCUAGUGAAAAAUGCUUUUCAGGAGGGAGUGGCUCCAGAGGAUAUCAUGGAAAUCCUGGUGGUUCUUAUCCCUAAGGUUGAUCAUCCAUCAACAGUCAAGGAGCUGCGUCCAAUUAGUCUUUGUAAUGUUACAUACAAAAUGAUCACCAAGGUGCUAGUUAACAGGUUGAGACCUUUUCUCCACUCUUUGAUUGGGCCUAUGCAAAAUAGCUUCAUUCCGGGGAGAGGCACAAUGGACAAUGCCUUGCUUGCUCAAGAGAUUAUCCACUUUAUGUCUAAAUCUACGGCAAAGAAGGGUUCUGUUGCAUUCAAAAUAGACUUGGAGAAGGCUUAUGAUAGUAUCUCCUGGUCGUUCUUGAAGGAAACUUUAGAGCUUUAUAGUUUCCCAGUGGAGAUGGUUUCCCUUAUCAUGCAUUGUGUCACCUCUUCCCAAAUUUCUAUUCUUUGGAAUGGCUCCCGACUUCCAAAGUUUAAACCAGGUCGAGGUCUGAGACAAGGGGACCCACUAUCGCCUUACUUAUUUGUGCUUUGUAUGGAGCGCCUUUCUGUUAUGAUACAAAGCUUGGUGGAUGAUGGUUCUUGGAAACCCAUUAAGCUUUCUAGAGAGGGACCUCCUAUCUCCCAUCUUUUCUUUGCAGAUGAUGUGCUGCUCUUCUGUCAGGCAACAACAAACCAAGUGGACUUGCUCGCUUCUGUCAUGAAGGCCUUUUGUGAUAACUCAGGGCUCAAAAUUAACAUGAGUAAAUCCAAAGCGAUUACUUCAAAGGGGGUGUCGUCGGAGGUGAAAUCUGAAAUUGCAGCCAUUGCUCCUAUUCCGUUUGUGGGGAACUUGGGCAAGUACUUGGGGUUUCCUCUUAAGGGAGGAAACCCUAGGAGUAGAGACUUUGAUUUUCUCUUGGAUAAUAUCCAAAAGAAAUUAGGAACCUGGCGGAGGAGCAUGCUGAACUUGGCUGGUCGAGUGUGCUUAGCCAAGGCAGUAAUUUCAUCAAUCCCAAUUUAUUCCAUGCAGGUUUUUAAACUUCCAUCCAGUGUUACCAACCGCAUCAACAAAAUCACAAGAUCGUUUAUUUGGAGCAAUGGUGGUGGAUCGAGAGCUUGGCAUCUGGUGGGAUGGGAGAAAAUUAUUAAGCCCAAGGAUUUUGGAGGCCUAGCGGUUCGUGAUAUGAGGCUAGCCAAUACAGCGAUGCUUGGCAAAGCUGUUUGGAGUGUUCUUCACAAACCGGAUAAGCUUUGGGUACAGGCCUUGACUCACAAGUAUUUGGCUAAUAAUUCUGUUUUGCAGGUAGAAGCGAAACAAUCAGAUUCGCCUGUUUGGAAGGGUUUAUUAAAAGCCCGUGAUGAUCUUAAAAGUGGCUUCAAAUAUCGUCUCGGGAACGGAGCAACGUCCUUUUGGUAUGCAGAUUGGAGUGGUGGUGGAAAGUUAGCGGAUGCAAUUCCGUACGUGGAUAUCCAUGACAUGAACCUUUCACUGGCAGACAUGAUCACGGCAGAGAGUUGGGACCUCAGGAAAGCCUAUACGGAAAUUCCUGAGGAAUGGAUUCACAAACUCCAAUCGGUGUCACCCAAGCUUUUCCCAGACAGAACUUAUACCUGGAUUUGGGGGCACGAUGACAGAGGCUGCUACUCAGUAAAAAACGCUUAUGAUUGGCUGCUUUCCAUGCACCAAGCGCCGGUUGUGACAUCGAGUUAUUCAUGGCUGUGGCGUUUGAAAAUCCCCGAGAAGGUGCGGAUGUUUGUUUGGCUUGUACUACAGAAAUCAAUUCAAGUUAAUCAGUAUCGUUUCCAAUGUAACAUGGCAGAUUCCCCCAAUUGUGUUCGGUGUUCUGGAGCGGUAGAGGAUAUCUUGCACUGUCUUAGAGAUUGUCCCCAUUCCAGGGAAAUUUGGAUGAGGGUUGGAGCUUUGAGGUGGCCGGGUUUCUUGGUAGCAAAUUGUGGUGCUUGGGUUCAGCGGCAAGCACAGGGAAUCAAUGGGGUUAAAUUUGUAGCUUGCUUGUGGGGGAUAUGGAAGUGGAGGAACAAUAUGAUCUUUGAAUCUCAACAUUGGGAGAUCCAUGAAGCUUGGAGGAGACUUUGCCAUGACCAUGAUGAGAUGGUUCAGUUCAGGGCCCCUGCGAUGGAGGUAGAGGACGGAGUGUGGAUGGCAAGCCGUUGGUUGAAGCCACCAGCGGGCGCGGUGAACCUGUGUGUCGACGGCAGUUUCAGGCCUGAUGACGGAAGCAUGGGUGCUGGAGGGAUUGUGCGUGAUGAUCAGGGCAAGUGGGUUUUUGGAUUCCAUGCAUUUCAGGAGCAGGGAAACACGCUGAUGUCAGAGGCUUAUGCGCUGAAGCUAGGGUUGUUGUUGAUCUGGGACCGUGGAUUCCGUCGAGCAAUUUGCAACGUUGAUUGUGCAGAGCUUCUUCAGUCUUUGAGAGAUGAGGAGAGUAGGCACUUCCUCUCUAUUCUGGAGGAAAUCUCAGGCCUCCUGAGUCGUAACUGGGACAUUUCGCUUGCUCGUAUUGAUAGAGAUUACAAUCGUCCAGCGGAUUGGCUAGCUAGGAAGGGAGUUUCCUCUCCAAGUUCACCGCUCAACGUGUUGAUCAAUCCCCCAGGGGAGCUGGAGAUCCUCAUCAUGGAGGAUCGUUUAGGUGUUCCUUAG
Molecule: messenger RNA, 4071 nt
Organism: Lotus japonicus
Lineage: Eukaryota; Viridiplantae; Streptophyta; Magnoliopsida; Fabales; Fabaceae
Exons: 1
Coding region: 1-4071 (1356 amino acids)
Molecular function (GO): nucleic acid binding; RNA-DNA hybrid ribonuclease activity
Source: RefSeq, a predicted model, not a curated record